CGGUGCCCUCAAUUAAUUACAGUUUUCGACAAGCAAAAUUAAGGCAAGCAGCGGCGUUGCAAAGUAAAAUAACAAUUAUAAAAUAAAAUUAUAAACUGCGUUACACUAUAAAUAAUGUCAACACCUGCACGUAGGCGUCUUAUGAGAGAUUUUAAAAGACUUCAGGAAGAUCCACCAACGGGUGUGUCUGGUGCGCCAACAGAUAAUAAUAUUAUGAUAUGGAAUGCUGUGAUUUUUGGUCCACACGAUACACCAUUUGAGGAUGGCACCUUUAAAUUAACAAUAGAAUUUACGGAAGAGUAUCCAAAUAAACCGCCAACAGUUCGAUUUGUAUCGAAAGUAUUUCAUCCAAAUGUCUAUGCAGAUGGUGGCAUAUGUUUGGAUAUAUUGCAAAAUCGCUGGAGUCCCACAUACGAUGUGUCCGCAAUUUUAACAUCCAUACAGUCACUGCUGAGCGAUCCCAAUCCCAACUCACCGGCUAACUCCAACGCUGCACAGCUAUAUAAAGAGAAUCGUCGCGAGUAUGAGAAACGUGUGAAAGCCUGCGUGGAGCAAAGUUUCAUCGAUUAGCCAUGCGCCUAUGGUAGGAGCAACAAUAACAGUAGCAGCGGCAACAACAGCAACCACAAAUACAUUAAGCGUAGCGUGCAGUUAAAGCAACAAACUACAACAACAGUAGCGGCAGCGGCAGCAACAACAGCAGCAGCAGCAAUAAAAACCACAAACACAUGCAAUAACAUAAACAAUUUUAAAUUAAAUAUUUCAAUAUAUUUAUAAUGAUAAUUAUGCUAUGAAAUUGUAACAAAAAGUCAACUGGCACACAGACUCACACACACAUUCUCCAACUAUCAUACACGCACAGACACAAACACAUACAUACACAUCAGGCAGUUUCUACUUUCGGCAUAUAGUAUAUUUUAUAUAUCGUAAACACUAAAGCAGGAACAGAUAGAUUUGGCUCUGCCGCUCUUGUGCAACAUAUAAAAUUACAUCCAGAAAUGUUACAUAUUAGUAUGCAAAUAGUAGCAGUAAAAAGCAAAAUUAAUAAUAAUAAAAAUAAAAAUCAUAAUAAUAAAAAUAAUUAUUAAACAAAAAAACAUCAAA
Scaptodrosophila lebanonensis is the source of this 1104-nucleotide messenger RNA. It is a transcript of the gene Ubc6, whose product is annotated as ubiquitin-conjugating enzyme E2-17 kDa. The transcript is spliced from 3 exons. The record is from RefSeq and is a predicted model, not a curated record. NCBI's taxonomy places the organism in Eukaryota, Metazoa, Arthropoda, Insecta, Diptera, Drosophilidae. Gene Ontology annotation, molecular function: ubiquitin conjugating enzyme activity. Gene Ontology annotation, biological process: proteasome-mediated ubiquitin-dependent protein catabolic process; protein polyubiquitination; DNA repair. Gene Ontology annotation, cellular component: HULC complex. Bases 115 to 570 code for a protein of 151 amino acids.